This is a messenger RNA of Cottoperca gobio, 1587 nucleotides long. RefSeq names its product Kin17 DNA and RNA binding protein (gene kin). The record is from RefSeq and is a predicted model, not a curated record. The transcript has 12 exons. Gene Ontology annotation, biological process: DNA damage response; DNA replication. Gene Ontology annotation, molecular function: double-stranded DNA binding. The coding region runs from base 153 to 1316 and encodes 387 amino acids. Gene Ontology annotation, cellular component: nucleus. Lineage: Eukaryota; Metazoa; Chordata; Actinopteri; Perciformes; Bovichtidae.
CGUUAACAUGCGGAAACUGUUUACGUUAGCGGCGAGCAGUUGUUGAUGGUUUAGCUGCGAUUCGAGCGGACUUUGUUUUGUCAGUUUGAGAGAUAUUAAUCGAUAUUAAUCGAUAAGAAGCGAGUGUUUUAUGUUUAUUGUUGCUGAUCACAAUGGGGAAGGCAGAUUUUCUCUCCCCCAAGGCGAUAGCCAACCGGAUAAAAUCCAAAGGUCUCCAAAAGUUGAGAUGGUAUUGUCAGAUGUGUCAGAAACAAUGCCGAGAUGAGAAUGGCUUCAAAUGCCACUGCAUGGCUGAGUCCCACCAGAGGCAGCUGCUGCUCGCCUCAGAGGACCCCAACAAGUUCAUGGACUACUUCUCUGAUGAGUUCAGAAGCGACUUCGUGGAGCUGCUCAGCAGACGUUUUGGGACCAAGCGAGUGCACAACAACAUCAUCUACAAUGAGUACAUCAACGACAGAGAGCACGUCCACAUGAACUCCACACAGUGGGAGACGCUCACUGACUUCACUAAGUGGCUGGGCAGAGAAGGUUUCUGCAAGGUGGACGAGACCCCUAAAGGCUGGUACAUCCAGUACAUCGACCGUGACCCGGAGACCAUCCGCCGCCAAGAGGAGCAGGCCAGGAAGAAGAAGCAGGACCUGGACGACGAGGAGAGGAGCGCCCGGUUCAUCGAGGAGCAGGUCCGCCGAGGCCGAGAUGGCAAAGAGAUCGAGGAAACUCCCGUUUUCACAGAGCUGAAACGUGAGAGUGAAGAAGAAAAAGUUGCUUUCAACCUGGGCGCCUCCUCGUCUGUAGCCGGUCCUUCCAAAUCAAGUUCUACUUUGGGUGUUAGUGCCCUCAAAGCAGCAGCAUCAUCCUCAACCAAGAGAAAAGACACCAGUUCAGACACCAGGGGGGAGAAGAAGAAGAAAUCUGCUCUGGAGGAGAUCAUGGAGAUGGAGGAGAAGAAGAAGCAGUCAGUCCGAACAGAUAACUGGCUGAGGCCCAACAUUGUGGUCAAAGUGAUCACCAAGAGGCUGGGAGAGAAGUACCACAAGAAGAAGGCGGUCAUCACGGAGGUGCGAGACAAAUAUGGAGCUGUGGUGAAGAUGAUCGACUCUGGAGACAAACUGAAGUUAGACCAGAAUCACGUGGAGACGGUGAUACCUGCACCAGGUAAACAGGUGUUGAUCCUGAACGGCCCGUACAGAGACACGGAGGCUCUGCUGGACGGGAUCGACGAGAAGAACUUCAGCGCGACGCUCACACUCGCCUCUGGUCAACAGAAGGGGAAGAGAGUGAACGUCGCCUAUGAGGAUUUCUCAAAACUGGCCUGAACCAACGACCUUCCUGUUGUAACCUUAGGGACUCUACUGUGUCAGAGAUAUUUCCCCAAGAUUCACACACACACACACACACACACACACACACACACACACACACACACACACACACACACACACACACACACACACACACACACACACACACACACACACACACAGAAACUCAGAGCAAUGUGUUCAAUUUGGUUUUUAUUUUGUAUUCAAGUUGAUCUUAACAUUGCACAUGUACAUUUUUGUUCAAAUAAAUUCAGCACAAAGUGAC